This is a messenger RNA of Pyrus x bretschneideri (Chinese white pear), 743 nucleotides long. RefSeq lists its product as uncharacterized. NCBI's taxonomy places the organism in Eukaryota, Viridiplantae, Streptophyta, Magnoliopsida, Rosales, Rosaceae. The transcript has 5 exons. The coding region runs from base 1 to 366 and encodes 121 amino acids. The record is from RefSeq and is a predicted model, not a curated record.
AUGACACAACUACAAGUCCAAACCCAAACAUUAUUUUGGACUCUGUUCCGAACUGAAAGUGCGAGCCCACAGGACUCAGACGUCCAUUCGAACUCUGCCUCCGGGCUCAAUCCGCUUCCAUCUCUGUACCGCCAAGGCCUUCCAGCUUCGCUCUUCGGAGCUCCGCACCGACUUCCUCGAGCUCUUUCAUCUCCCAACUCACGGAAAAUGCCUCUCCGGCUCGAUAUCAAGGCUGAAGGAGGAGAUGAGCCCCUUGCUGUUGACUACACUUUUUCUUCGAGCAUUGCAGACCAUCUGAGAGCAGCAUCUCUUGUGUCAGUCAUGCAGUGUCAGGGAGCAUGUAUUCGAGACUUUGCAGCUUGGUAAGCCCUUAGUCAUGGUAGCGAAUGAAGAUCUGAUGAAUAACCAUCAGAGUGAGUUGGCAGAAGAAGUUGCAGACAUGAAUUUGGGUUCCCUGGUUCCGUACCAUCCAGGUGAUGCCACACCAGUUGCCAAGUUUAUCAGCUGGUUUCUUGGUUUUGCACAUGAUUGAUGGAAUUGUAAAUUUCUUUUACUUUUAUGAAGGUAUUAUCGAUCGAGAUGCAUGUUUGAAACGGCAUGUACAAUUUGAAUAAAGAUUUGUAGACAUGGGUUAGGCCAACUUGAGUGCAAAAAGAGAACACAUACGUCCCAACUCGAUUAGGCCUAGACCUGCACUUUCUUUGUUGAUAAAGUAGAUAUAUAAAAACGCAACGAUUUUUACA